AUGUAUUAUGUCGAUUUGUUCUAUCGACGCCGAAAAACGGAACCCAAAUUCAUUCAUGUCGUAAGAGCAUGUAUAAUGAUAUUACUAUUAGCUUUCCUUGUAGCCUAUAUUAGUUUUUUGAUUGAAGAAAUUAUUAAUAGUGUCCCAGCUAUACAGAUUUCAGUAGAGGAAAUUAAUGAAGUACCGUUUGCUGGAAUCGAUGAAAUCUGUAACGAUUUUUUAUCACAACCACAACAAUUGAGUGAUCCUCACCCUGGAUAUAUUGGAUAUUUUAUAAAUAAGAAUAAUUUAAAAUUUAUAAAGGAUCCAAAAGAUGACCAAAUUAUAAAAAUAAAGUUAUAUUCUAAUACAUCUAAUGAGUUGAUAAUGAUGUACAUUGUUGAUUCUGAAAAUAAUCCCUUAAAAUCUCAAGAUAAUCAAAUCUACACUCAAUCUUUUCAAUUUUAUGAUUUUAUGAAAGAAUUAUUCGCAAAUAAUAUGUACUUUAUUGCCAAUAAUCAGUUAACAUACUUAGGAUUGGCGAGAAAUCAAAAGAAAGAAUUUGAUCCAAAAUAUAGUGGGAUUCUUGGAGUCAAUCCAUCUUAUAAAACCCUACCUCAUAUUUUAUCCAAAAGUCAGAGCACGCCUCUUCCUAUUGAACCAAGUACUGAAUAUUAUAGUGAAAUUGAUUUAACCGUAACAAGUUUCCUAAUGCAAGUGGAGACUGAACAAAGAACACGAACUUUACUCAGUGUGCUUGGUCUUAUGGGUGGUGCUUGGGGUCUAGCUUCAGCAUUGUAUGCGAUUUUAUUUGGCGUAGAUUCGAUUCGUCCUUGGGGUUGUAUUCAGUCUUUUUAUUCUAAAACUAGGCAUAGAACAUAUAAUAAAUUUAAAAAAACAAUUCCAGUACUACCAUUAAUCAAUUCUCAUUCUUCAAUGAAGGAGUUCGAUUCUUCUUCUCCAGACGUUAAAAAAUUACAUGAUCGCUUAUUAUCUCUUGAAAUUUUUUUAAAGGAAUAUGUUGUAGAUGUAAAGUUUUUGGAAAAAUCAGAUCAAAUGGAACAAAAUAAAUGGAGUGAUGACACUACACUUAAUCUUAAUUAA
Funneliformis geosporum is the source of this 1083-nucleotide messenger RNA. The record is from the annotation of a GenBank genome assembly. NCBI's taxonomy places the organism in Eukaryota, Fungi, Glomeromycota, Glomeromycetes, Glomerales, Glomeraceae.